CCCAUUGGUCCGUUUAUAGAAGCUGCUCUGAUGCGCUAUGGUGACACAGCCAAGUCUCCGGCGAUAAAAAAGAACGGCAGCACAGGAGAAACUCAAGUGUUGGAGAGCGAAAUUCCAUUUGAUGGUGAAUGCACCUUUGCGCGUCUUAACACGGCUGGAAAGAUUUGUCCAACUCCUGAGGGAUCUGGUGAAGAAUGGAGUGGUAUGUCUUGGUGCUGAUGUUGAGCUUGCCGCCUUCCAUCCACACAGAUUGUUCUUCACAGUGUCAGAAAUGCGCACAGCAGAUUCUCAGCACCGACGCCCCUUUCAGCAGCCUGUCGUGCAGUGUGGAGUGUGAGGGGCAUCUGGACAGCUGCGGCCAGGCUCCGGAACUGGCGGACUUAAGUCAGGAUGAAGCUGCGGAGGAGGAGGAGAGCCAGCAGGCAGACAUAGUCAAACGCUACGGCGGUUUCAUCAAGAGGAUUGACAAGAACAAGAACAAACUUUUCACCUCACCGUGGCGCGACAAUUACAUUCUGAAGGCAGGAACGCUGCCUAAGAAAUACGAGGACUUGUUGAAGAGGCUGGAGGAGAGAGAUGUAGACGCGCCGGAGAACGAGGGCGAUACUCCAGAGGACCAGAUGCUCCACAGAUAUGUUAAACGUUACGGCGGCUUUUUACGCAAAUUCGGCCCGAAGUCAAAGCGGAGUAGUUCCGUGGAGCAGGAGAGCCAGGAGCCAGAGGAGCUUCAGAAGCGCUACGGAGGAUUCAUGCGUAGGAUCCGACCAAAGUUGAACAACCUGAAGUGGGACAAGCGGUACGGAGGCUUUCUGCGCCGCCACUUCAAAAUCUCCGUGCGCUCAGUCGAGGAGCCAUAUUACUCCUAUGAUGACUUGAACCUAUAGAUGAACCCUACUGAAAAAAACUAGAAGGAACUUGUGCAGGUUCACUUGAAAUGCCAACAUUUAUCCAAAAAAGUAUCAUAUGCCUGUCUAUCUUGCUUGUAGCCUACUCAGUUGCCUUCUGUGUAAUAACUCUCAUCUCUGUGUUAUUGGUAUCACCGUCUGACUUUAAAUAAAGGAUGCUUGUUUAAUUAAAAAAAAAAAA
Molecule: messenger RNA, 1086 nt
Organism: Lates calcarifer (barramundi perch)
Lineage: Eukaryota; Metazoa; Chordata; Actinopteri; Centropomidae
Gene: pdyn
Product: prodynorphin
Exons: 3
Coding region: 195-884 (229 amino acids)
Biological process (GO): sensory perception; chemical synaptic transmission; neuropeptide signaling pathway
Cellular component (GO): plasma membrane; neuronal cell body; axon terminus
Molecular function (GO): opioid receptor binding
Source: RefSeq, a predicted model, not a curated record